GCUAUUCAAGUUCCAUUGUCUUGAGACACUUGAUGUACUGGCAAACUAACACACCAGCAAGGCUAACAUGUCUCGAGCCAUUGAUGCCCAUGGAGAGCAGAGCAGGAGGGGCUGGUGGGCAGGGAGGACCCCAACACACUGCACAGGUGAGGCUCUGGGGACCUCCAGAGCCCAAAGUAAAAAGUUCCUGAAAAAUUGUUGGAGAGGAGUGUGAAGCUGAGCUCGCCUGCAGUCUCAGGGAGAUCUCAUCAACUCCUGGACUUCAGCACCUUGGCAACCACAAGUCUGUUCUCUAUGACUCUGCAGUCAGGUCAUCAUCUUAGUGAUCAACAACAUUAUUCUGCCCUCACCCAACCCCACUCCCACCCCCAUCAGCUGACUCAGCAGAGCCAGGCGCCUACAGGAGAGGGAUGCUAACUCGGGGCAGCCAAAUGAGGAAAACGCAUCUGCUUCUGGAUGGAACGUGCUGGAAGUUGGACAGGUUCACCCCUUAUUUACCACGCUUACAAAUCAGUUGGAGAAAUCCCAGAUUUGUGGCAAGACAGAGGGUUUGUAAACCAGAAAGAGAAGCGAGGGCUGCCAAGCAUGGACCGGCUUCCAGGGGAUCAGCAGAGCUGCAGCUCCACGGAUGAGAUGAGGUCAAUUGCUCCUUUCUCCAGGGCCCAUGGAUACAGUACGGAUUGCAGCUGUGGGAGCUGGUGUGGUGGGGCUCUCCACCGCUGUGUGCAUUUCCAAACUGGUCCCGCGAUGCUCCAUUACAGUCAUUUCAGACCAGUUCACUCCCGAGACCACGAGUGAUGUGGCAGCCGGAAUGCUUAUUCCUCCUGUUUAUCCAGACACACCCAUUCACAAGCAGAAGCAGUGGUUUAAAGAGACCUUUGAUCACCUGUUUGCAAUUGCCAAUUCUGCAGAAGCUGAAGAUGCUGGUGUUCUCCUGGUGUCUGGUUGGCAGAUAUUUCGGAGCAUUCCUACUGAGGAAGUGCCAUUCUGGGCUGAUGUGGUGCUGGGAUUUCGAAAGAUGACUGAGGAUGAGCUGAAGAAAUUCCCCCAACAUGUGUUCGGUCAGGCUUUUACGACGCUCAAAUGUGAAGGCCCUGCCUACCUCCCGUGGUUGGAGAAAAGGCUAAAAGGAAGCGGGGGCCUGAUACUCACCCGACGAGUAGAAGACCUGUGGGAGCUUCACCCGUCCUUCGACAUUGUGGUCAACUGUUCAGGCCUUGGAAGCAGGCAGCUUGCAGGAGACCCGAAGAUUUUCCCAGUGAGGGGUCAAGUGCUCAAAGUGCAGGCUCCCUGGGUGAAGCAUUUUAUCCGAGAUGGGAGUGGGCUGACAUACAUUUACCCUGGUAUAUCCAACGUAACCCUAGGUGGAACUAGACAAAAAGGAGACUGGAAUCUGUCCCCAGAUGCAGAAAUUAGCAAAGGGAUUCUUUCCCGAUGCUGUGCCCUCGAGCCCUCUCUCCAUGGAGCCUGUGACAUAAGGGAGAAGGUGGGCUUGAGGCCCACCAGGCCAGGUGUGCGGCUGGAGAAAGAGCUCUUAGCCCAGGGCAGCCGGAGGCUGCCUGUGGUCCAUCACUACGGCCACGGUAGUGGGGGCAUAGCCAUGCACUGGGGCACUGCCCUGGAGGCCGCCAGGCUGGUGAGCGAGUGUGCCCAAGCCCUCAGGACCCCUGCUCCCAAAUCAAAGCUGUAGGCAUGAAAUGACAGCAAAUGGCCCCAGAAACUAUUAAUCAAAAUAUAAUUUAAGUACCAGAAGAGAUUCAAAUAACCUUUCCAUCGAAUGAAAGUUUAAUUGGACAUGGCUUUGCUUUCAAAAUUAGAAAUGAUGCAAUAUGUAUCAGUAGACUUAAGAUUAGUACUAAUCUAACUUAGUACUAGACUUAAGUCUAGUACUAAUGACAUAGGGCAUAAAGCUCUAUUUUUGUUAAAAAAUACUUGCUAUAAAGUAAGAUUUCUUUAAGGUCUUGUGUCCAAGGAUCUAUGCCAAUUCACAUGGUUGCAGGGAUUUUUUUUGGCUCAUAAAUCCACAGGAGGAGAUAAUGUAUGGAAAACACUUAACUCACUGUCGGUUGCAGAGCUGCCCAUGAUGCUCAUAGGUUGCAGUCAAGUGAACACUAUAAUCCUUUAAAAUUACACAGUGAUAUACAAUUCAGGCUUGUUCCAUGUAGUGGAAGACAAAGCAUGAUUCCUGCUAGUGCUAGCGGCAACCUCUACUUCCUCUCAGCUGGUACUGAUGGUAGAAGAUAGGGAUGAUGUUGCCUAUAGAUGUGGAAUCAACUCAAUAGCGGUCUGGGGUCAAUCACCUAAGGGGUGUACAUUCCACUACCACAAAUGAUUGAGAGCUGGUUUGUUGGAUGGUUGACUUUGCCUAAGCAUUUUUGAAGAUUGAAUAGUAUGUGCAGCCAAAGGGCUAAUUUGCUAAUUAAAAUGGAACAAUCACUCUGAAUAAAAUAUAAACAAAGAGUUUUCUGCAAGUUGUUAAAAGGUACUGGGGAGGAGUGGAAAUGUAUCUCAUGAUAAAAUGAGUUUGGGAAUUGCUGAAUUAAUUAAUCUGGAUUCUUGACUCGGUCUUUAA
Molecule: messenger RNA, 2572 nt
Organism: Balaenoptera musculus (blue whale)
Lineage: Eukaryota; Metazoa; Chordata; Mammalia; Artiodactyla; Balaenopteridae
Gene: DDO
Product: D-aspartate oxidase
Exons: 6
Coding region: 665-1690 (341 amino acids)
Molecular function (GO): D-amino-acid oxidase activity; FAD binding
Source: RefSeq, a predicted model, not a curated record